Molecule: messenger RNA, 432 nt
Organism: Fraxinus pennsylvanica
Lineage: Eukaryota; Viridiplantae; Streptophyta; Magnoliopsida; Lamiales; Oleaceae
Source: the annotation of a GenBank genome assembly
AUGCAUGGGCCAUUGCAAGAGAUCCUGAGUAUUGGGAGAAUUCAAUGGAAUUCUUGUGGGACACAGGCAGAAGAUAUUGAUAGAGAUGUUAUGCUGGGAAUUCUUGAAGUUAGUUGCUGGAUUUGGGCUGAGGAGACAAUGGAUCAGAGAGUACUUAGACGGGGAGGACGAUUUCUCUGCCUUGAGCUGAGCCAUGUGGAACUCCCAGUGUUUAAAGAGUUGUAUGAUUAUUACUCAUUCUCGGUCAUUCCGGCCGUAGGAGAGCUAGUUGCAGGUGAUCGAGAAUCUUAUCAAUAUUUGGUUGAGAGCAUUCGUCGUUUCCCCUCGCAGGAGAAAUUUGCCUCAAUGAUUGCAGAAGCCGGGUUUCAAAAAGUUGAGUAUGAAAAUCUUGUUGGAGGUGUUGUUGCCAUCCAUUCUGGGGUGAAGUUUUAG